Messenger RNA from Anolis sagrei ordinatus, 699 nucleotides. The record is from RefSeq and is a predicted model, not a curated record. NCBI's taxonomy places the organism in Eukaryota, Metazoa, Chordata, Lepidosauria, Squamata, Anolidae.
AUGGCGCUCCGGGGCCUGAGGCUGUCCCCCCCUCCCUCCUCCCGCUCGCCCCCCGCCCCGCCCCCUCUUCCCCCGGGCCCCCCCCAGGGCGGGAGGGGCCUGCUCCUGCGCCGCUUCCACUGGGAGCCCCUCCCGGCCGAGAGGGUCCGCGCGGGGGGGAGGAACCUCUGGACCUCGGGCAGGGGAGGGGGAGAGCCCCCUCCUUUAGACCUGGCCCUCCUGGAGGAGCUCUUCGCCCAGCGCCUCGGGGGAGGAGGGCACGCCCACCUGGAAAGGGGCGCCCAGCCCGCCACCCAGGUGUCCCUCCUGGAGCCCAAGAAGGCCCUCAACCUCAGCAUCUUCCUCAAGCAGUUCAAGAGACCCCCCGCGGAUAUUGUGGCGGCGCUGCAGACCGGAGAGGGUGCCCCUUUCGGGCCAGAGAGGCUGCUGGAGCUGAGCAAGAUGCUGCCGGACCCCGAGGAGGUCAAACGCCUCCUGGCCUUCCAGGGUGACCGCAGCCGCCUCUUGGAGCCCGAGCUCUUUGCCCUGCUCCUGGUCCAGGUGCCCAACUUUGCCCUCCGCUUGCAGAUCCUGCUCCUCCAGGAGGAGUUCUUCCCGCAGCUCAACAGCCUCCGGUCGGCUAUCCAGACCCUCACGGAUGCAGCAACGGGUAAGGAGGGGGCAAGGAAGAGGGGCGGGGUCCUCAUGGGGCAGCUGUGA